AUGUCUUCCGUCACUGGAGACUCGGCUACGACGAGCAAGAUACGCAAGCCAAGCGAUGGUGUGAGCGUUGCCAGUGCUCCUGCCCCCGACCUUGGCCCCGACCUUGGCUGUUCUUCUCCCAGCGUUGUCUCUUCUAUUGACACUGAGGAGGCUGGUGCCCGACUCAGCGCCGUCACUUUGGACGAAUCUCCCUCGUCUGAUCGUGAUGCAUCCCCAAGACCCCGAAUCGGUUUUGGCCAGUCCUACGACAUCCCCUCGUCUCGUCCUACUGCCCUAGACGCGUCCAGGUUCCAGGUUGGCGACACGCCUAGCGGAGAUGUGUUCAUCUCUCCGGUCAAGGAGUCUGUCCCUGGUCAUUAUGUUGGCCAGAGCCCGGCCAGAGGCAAUGGAGUGGGCCAUGGCCCUGCCACGCCUUCUCACCCUCUUCGCACUCGCUCAUCCAACCUGAGUGGUCGUCAUUUCAUUGGUGGUGUUGAUGCGCAGGGAAUCUACCCUCCCAGUGCCUGUGUCUUCGUGGCUAAUCUGCCCGAGCCCAAAGAUGAUCGCGCUCUCGAAGCUGCGGUCACUCGCGAGUUCAGCAAGUAUGGUACGGUCUUUGUCAAGAUUCGACGCGACAGCCACCAUAUGCCGUUUGCAUUCUGUCAAUACACUAAAGACGAGGAUGCCCGCGAGGCCAUGGUCCGUGGAAAGGGUGCCAUGAUUCUUGGUCGCGCUUGCCGUACCGAGAUGGUUCGGGCUAACCGAACCUUCAUUGUUCACAAGCGAUACGGUGGAGAGAUCACUGUUGACGAGGCGCGCAGCCUUCUGGAGCCGUACGGCCCCAUCAACAAGGCCGAGUUCUUGCACACCCAACUUCAAGAGAUGCUUGGACUCCCUCUCACUGUCAUCGCCGAGUUCGCGCUCUACGAUCCUGGUCGUGAUCUUCAGACUGCUUUCCGUCACAAUGACGAGUACCGCGUGGAUCUCUUUGACCUCAAGAAGACCAUGCCAUCUACUCGUGCGAACGCUGACGAGAACUACCUUGCCCAAUACGAGAUGGACCGACGAUCUGUCUUCGUUUCAGGAUUCGGCCCCCAUGUCUCCCAAGCUGAACUGACUGCUCUGUUCUCCGAGUUUGGAGAGGUCGUCAAUGUUCAGCUCAUCCGGAAGUUUGCCAACAACUCUGUGAUUCCUCGCGUCUUCGCUUUCAUCGAGUAUGAGCGCCCCGACCUUCCGGACGAAGCCAUUGCGAACCUUCAUGGCAAGGAGUUUGAAGGCGCUUGCCUUCGCGUCGAACGCAAGGUUAUGAAGGAGCCCACUCCCAGACGAGUCCGGUCCCAGUACAUGGCCAAGCCCAAUAUGGGAUCCAACACUGGAGGUGUCCCGACGACCCCUGAGCGCCCCAACAUGCGCGCUCCUUCUAUGACGCAGCAACCGGGUACCGAGCAGACAGCCCCUGUUGUGACCGAAGCAGCCCCUCCUCCAUGGGGUUGGCCAUAUGGCACGCAGCCUUUCACAAGCCCUACCUAUGUGGCUCAGGCUUCGCCCCCCUACAGCAUCCCAACCGGCGCCUCCUCCAUGUCUAUGUCGCCCCAGGCUACCGCCAACUCGAUGCAGCCAUAUGCAUACUAUGGCAACUACUGGACAGGCAUGCCCUUCGUUCAGGACCCCAUGCUCCCUGCUGGCAUGCCUUUCUAUGGAUUCAGUUCGCCCUCUGCGUAUGAGGUUCCUCGCCAGAGCGAUGACAUUCUGACCACACCGACUCGUCCUCAACACACUCCGACUCCCCGAGUCAAGAAGGAGAAUGUGUCCAAGACCGAGAAGGCUUGA
This is a messenger RNA of Thyridium curvatum, 1809 nucleotides long. RefSeq lists its product as uncharacterized. The transcript is spliced from 10 exons. Bases 1 to 1809 code for a protein of 602 amino acids. The record is from RefSeq and is a predicted model, not a curated record. Lineage: Eukaryota; Fungi; Ascomycota; Sordariomycetes; Thyridiales; Thyridiaceae. Gene Ontology annotation, molecular function: RNA binding.